UUUGCUAGAAAUUGAUUAUUUUUGUUUUAGGUAUUGAUGAUAUUUAUCAACAUCCAGAUUGGCAGUAUCUAAAUGAAUACAGAGAUGAAAAUGGCCAAUUUAAAGACCCAAAACAAAAAUCAAAACGUAAAAUUAACAAGAACGCUACUGUGAACACAUCUAAGGCUUCUUCAUCUCCAACGAGAAAUGCAAGUUCAUCACACAAUUUUCAAGAACCACGAUCAAGGGUAGAGUUUAGCGAUCUAGUUGAAAGUGUGGGGCUUAUCAUGAAGGAUGUAUAUCCUGACGGAAACUGUUUAUUCACAUCUGUAUGUGACCAGUUAAGAGUCCGAGGUGACUUCUCAUUCACUCCCCGAGACCUUCGCCAUGCGGCUGUUGAUUUCCUCCGUGAGAAUCCUAAUCAGGAUGAUGGUACUCCUCUUUCAGAGUUCCUUGCAGAUGAAGAGCGGAAUUGGGAAAAAUAUUUACGUUCAAUGAGUCGGGAUGGCACCUGGGGAGACCACAUUGUGAUUUGGGCAUUGGCACAUGUACUGAAUAAACGGAUUGUCAUAUACCGGGGUGAUAAGGAGUUGCAUAAAACAAUAGUUGAACCCACUGCGACGUUGAAAAAAUCAUCUACCGAUGAAGAUAAUAAUACAAGUACAACGGCCAAUAAAAGUACAGAUCUAAAUAAGGAUACUAAAGACCAGCAAGAUAAACCGUUGCUGCAUAAAGAUGUGUAUGAAUUGUACCUUGGGCACAUUUCAGAAUCACAUUACGUUAGUCUUAGACCAAUGAAUUGGCGUGAAGAGCUAUUCGAAGAGUUGAAGAGAAAACAAACGUCGUCUCUUGUUGGCAUUAAUCCAGAUUCAAAAGGACUCGAUUCCAAUGUUGACGUUUUUGUACGAAGAGAAGCAAUGACGCUUUCACCACGUGAUCUUGAUUUCUUUCUUAAUUACUUAAGAAGAGGAAAAAUUAUUUUCAAAUUUUCAAUGCCUUCCACAAUACCAACAUUCAUGGAAGGAUUAUACGUGACCAGGCACUUAAUUAAUGAUAUUGCGUAUGGUUUUGAUAGCAAAUUGUGGGCAAAUAUCAUGACAAAGGCAGAGUCCCACUCGCCUACAUUGAAUAAUUAUGAAAACUUUAUUUUAUUAACACCAAAUGACACUUUAGUUACAAGAGAUCGACGGAAUGCAAACAAGAAAGAUUUGAUAUUACACGAUGACGGUCAAAACUUCGGAAAAUUCCAACUGAUACCAUUGGAGCCGUCUUUAUGGAAAUCAAAUUUAGUUUACAAAAAUAGCCUGCCAUUUUUGAAACGUCUUGUAAGUAAGGCAACAGAUUCGUCGGGUAUCUCCAUGGAAAAAAUUGGUUUCAAGUGUGCAUCAUGGCCUGAUGAAGCAAUGGAAUGGAAGUCGCGUAAGCGCUCACAUGGAUGGCCCAGUCAGUCGACCUUGGAGAAGAUAUUUGAAACCGGUGUUAGGGUGGUGCCAUCAGAAGACCAAGAUGAUGACAAAGUGGAAAAGUCCGUCGGCAAAUGUAACAAUUUUGCGAAACACCAUACAAAUCCACUCAAACAAACAAAAGAUGAAAUAAACCAUUUGUCAGAAGAGUUAAAAUGGGAGUUUGAUUUUUGUGUUUCAGAAAGCAUUCUUUGCCAGAAAGAAAUUCGCCAAGCACAAAAGACAUUAUAUUGCAUUCUUGAAGCAGUGGCACAGUUUGCUUUUGCUGAAAAAACCUUGAUUACUAACCAUCAUUUGAAAACUCUUUUGUAUCUUACAUGUGAGAACUGUCCCAGUGAAGAAAUCAAACACCAGCCAGGAAAAUGUCUAUUGUAUCAACUCGAUCUUUUGAAAGAAUUCCUGACAAGGAAGCAUUUCCCUCAUUACUUCAUGAGGGGAAGAAAUCUUAUUGCGAAUGCAAAGUAUGAUGAUAUAGCUUGGUAUAUUGAGAGGAUUGAGGUUGUAGUGUCAAACCUUUUGGCAGUGUUGUAUUGUGUACUUGACUAUUGUACACUGCAAAAUGUGUUUGAUUUAGGAAACGUAUUUAAUGAUCUCUCUGCAGUUAUCUGUUCACGAAACGAAGAAGCUACAAUGCCACAUGAUUAUCCGGUUCCUCUUUGUAUUAUGUCACUUACUAAUUUGAUCAAAUCAAGGAUGUUUAAACGCGCAAGAACUAUGUUAGAUACUUGGCACAGUGAGCUUGUUUUCUCUUUCGGCAAGCAGAUAGUUUCAAAGGAAGACUUUGUCAACAAAGUAUUGUCAGCACUACCUUUAGAGCAGCAAUGGUUAUUUGCUCUUUAUAUUGAUUGUCGGGAUGGGUCUGACUAUCUGCAGUUUGUUUGCAGAGGACGAGCGUGUGUUCAUCUUGAUAAUCUUUUCGGAGAUAAUGUUACAUCAGUCCUGUUAGAAGAGACAUCUCUGCACUACGGCGAAAUAAAUUUGCCAACUUUGAUUCUUGGUGAAAGCAUGGUCACUGUUGCAAGGAGACUAGGUGAUAUCUUGUAUAGUGAAAUAGGGAGCAUAAGUGCAUACCAAUCAGCUAUCCAUCAUUUCCUUAAGUCAAAUACACAUGACUUGUUGCUGAGUAUUGAAAGUGACCAGAGAAACAAGCGUGAACAUUAUACACACUCGAAGCUGACACAUUUACGAAACAUGUUUGAAGACCUUUAUAACUCAUAUCGUGAUGAAAAAUGUGAAUAUAUGUUUCGUGAUUUGAUGGAAAUUUAUGACGAACUUUGCAACUUCCUUGCCACAGAACACGAUUUUGAAUUUAUAUCAAAGCUAUGGGCUUUUUUUGGUGACAAUCUGCGGGCAAGAGAUGCGUAUCUGAAAGCGGUAUCUGUGAGGGACGAGUCACAUUAUGUAUCGACAUCACUUUAAUCAAAGAAGUCAUUAAUGUUACAAGCAAGAUGUUCCGCAAAUUCAUUUGACAUUUACAAUGAAAUAUAUCAGAAUGAGUGAUUUAAUUUAUCGUCUUCCAAUAAGUAACAACGACGACAGAGAUAACAGGGAUAACGGAAAACGUGCUUCCAUU
Ruditapes philippinarum (Manila clam) is the source of this 3015-nucleotide messenger RNA. RefSeq lists its product as uncharacterized. The record is from RefSeq and is a predicted model, not a curated record. Bases 267 to 2861 code for a protein of 864 amino acids. NCBI's taxonomy places the organism in Eukaryota, Metazoa, Mollusca, Bivalvia, Venerida, Veneridae. The transcript has 7 exons.